ACCCUUAUUCUUGUUUUCGUACGAAUAGAAAACGUUCGAAAGUAUGCCUCAUUCGUAUCCUUGGUUUCGUACGAAAGAAAUCUAUCCAUUCGAACUUUCGAACAUCGUUCGUUCGAACGAAUUGUCCUAUCCUUGUUUUCGUACGAAAGUGUUUUUUCGCCUGUCAGUCAAACGUUAAUGUUGGGUUGCGAAUCAGACGAAGCGUAGAAGAAAAUUCAAUCGAUGUUUACGUUUUUGUGGUUUAUUCAGGUGAUGUGGUAUGUAAAAGUUCAUUUUCUUUUAUGUUUAAUUCUGAAAUUCUAUGUGAUGUGCUUUAAUGUUUAUUUGAAUUACAGUGAAAAAUUGCUGUAGAAGCAGAAAGAAAGACAUUUCCAAUAGAAUAUUUCAACUCUAAAACCUAGACGAAACAGAACCUGGAUAGAACAAUGUCGAAACCAUCGAAAUCCAAAAGCACAAACAAGGAUCAAUACAGCCGACUGGUUGAUCUCUUGGAAGAGCAGCCGGAUAUCGCGAAGGGUUUCGCGAAAUGCAAUGCUUCUCCCUACUGGAAUUCUGUGGCAGCCGAGUUGAACAGUCUUGGGCCACCAACUAAAGAUUCAACUGCGUGGAAAAAGGUCUGGUUCGAUUGGAAAUCGAACACGAAACGCAAGCUAGCCCACAACCGUCGCGAGCAAUUUGCUACAGGUGGGGGUCCUAGUAAGUUUAUUGAACUUACUGCGCUGGAGGAACGAGUUGUUGUUCUUGCAGGACUUGCUCCAGCAGUUGAGGGCAUAGCCGACACUUGCAGUUUCGGGCUAGAACCUAGCGCAAAUCAAUCAAUUCAUGACAGUGGGGAAUCUGCGUCGAUUGAAGAUAAUCGAAUUCCGGAGGAUAGAGCUAAUGAGAAUAAUGAGACGCAUACAUCGAAGAAGAGGAGGACAUCAAUGCACACAUUGCUGGAGACACAAGUGCAAAACCAAGCAACGUUUCAUGACUCGGUCACCAAUAUUCUAAAAUGCUUUGAAAAAAAAACUGCUGAUUUGGUUCAUUAUAACAGACAGAUUUCGAAACAGUUAGAGAACAUAAACGAAACUAUCAACAAUGUGCUGAUGGAAAAUCAGAGGCACAAUCUGGAAUUAGAGAGAAUUAAUCUGGAAAAACUGAAAAUUAAAAAAAGGAUUCUUGAGAUGGAAUUAAGCCGUCUACAAUAGACAUUUCGAUUUUAAAACAAAUGUGAAUGUAAUGUAAUGUGAAUGCUAAGCUAUGUUGUAAUUUAAUGACAUGAAUUUUAAAAGUAUAUAUUGUAAUGUGAAUAUAUUACAUUUUCGAAUGUAAUAGUUAAAAACUACUCGAAAAAUUAGAAGUGCGAUAUCGAAAAUUUAAAUAAGGUUGUACCUUCGUGAGAAAUUAUCACAUGCAAAUAAAAAAUACAUAAUUUCAAAACUACAUUUAUGUAAGGUCUACUUAUUGCUUUGAUAAAUAUAAAAUUCGAACACCAAUCUUUCAGAGUACCAAAAAUCGAUUCUUUGUAGUGUCUUAUAAAAUAUACAAGUACUAGUGUUUGUUAUAAUUUUUAAUAAGAUGCUGAAGAUUUCAUUUUGAUUCGUGUCGCCGUUAUGGUUUUCUGAUUGUUCAAAGCUUUGAUAGCAUUAGUGACGAACCUGAUCGAGUUAAAACUACACAGUUCGAUUGACAAACUAAGAAUCAUUUUUAUUUCCUGUCUGAGCUAUAAAGAUACAGUUCACUUUUCAAUGCUACUUAUAUUAAACAAAGUGGCCUAUUGUCCUAGAUCGGUCAAGUCAAUGAACAACAACACACGUUAAAUAAGUAAUGCUAACAUCAACAUGUGAGAUAUCACGUCACUGACUAGGUGGUAGUUGGUGACUCGGUGCAUGUUUGUGGUCCAACUUGUUAAUGUUUUCAACAUGUGAUACGUUAUGGCGCUGGUACAAGAAUGUAGGUGGUCAGGAUCGUUGCUACUGUUGUUUAAGUUCUACCUGAGUAUUCGUAUAGAAAAUGAAAACAGAAAAACAUUGUAUUUGGAUCAAAUAUUGUUUUUGGUGGGUGCCGCGUUUGCUGACAAAAACAGCGGCGAGUUGAUGAUUCAAUAGUCGGUUUGGCAUUGUUGAAGCGAAAUUGAGUUGACUUCGUUCUACGUUUUGUGACAAUGGAUGAAACGUGGAUCCAAUCCCACACUCCUGAGUCCAAUAGGCAGUCUGCAGAGUGGUUGAGAAAUUUAUUUAUAUAUCCCAUACUAUAAUGCCGGGUGUUCGGGUUCGAUUCCCGUUCUGGCCGGGGGAUUUUUCGUCAAAGAAAAUUCUUCCGGUUUGCUGUGGUCACGCGUAUUCUAGAGCUUGCCACUCCAGAGUACAUUCAAGGCGUGUUAUUCGGCAUAGAAAUCUCAACCAAGUAUUAAUGAAUGACCCUAGUUAAUGCAUACGUUGAGACGGCAAAAGUUCCACAGCGAACGUUAACGCCAUUCAAGAAUAUCAUAAAACCGAUGUUUGUUUUAUCGAAUUACGAUUUAGUAAUAUCAUGAUAAAUAAAAUCGGGUUUUCCCAUUUUAUACAAU
This is a messenger RNA of Toxorhynchites rutilus septentrionalis, 2551 nucleotides long. RefSeq lists its product as uncharacterized. Lineage: Eukaryota; Metazoa; Arthropoda; Insecta; Diptera; Culicidae. Gene Ontology annotation, cellular component: nucleus. Bases 426 to 1190 code for a protein of 254 amino acids. The transcript has 3 exons. The record is from RefSeq and is a predicted model, not a curated record.